Alosa alosa (allis shad) is the source of this 1730-nucleotide messenger RNA. It is a transcript of the gene rnft1, whose product is annotated as ring finger protein, transmembrane 1. NCBI's taxonomy places the organism in Eukaryota, Metazoa, Chordata, Actinopteri, Clupeiformes, Clupeidae. Gene Ontology annotation, biological process: positive regulation of ERAD pathway. Gene Ontology annotation, cellular component: endoplasmic reticulum. The transcript has 9 exons. The coding region runs from base 154 to 1428 and encodes 424 amino acids. Gene Ontology annotation, molecular function: ubiquitin protein ligase activity. The record is from RefSeq and is a predicted model, not a curated record.
ACGAGUAGCAGGAUGUUUACUCUGAUUAAAGAUGGGUCAGGCAUAGCCAGCUAGCUUGCCUUCUUUUUCUCGUUUGUUUGUUUUAUUUUAUUUUUCUGUAUUUUUAGCACUGCUUAGAUUAUUAGCUAGCUAAAUGGAGACCCCAGGUUUAGCAUGAAACUGCGGACUCACCAUGACAGAAGAAAUUCCUACGAGAACCGAAGAGCGUUGAAACUGAGGGAAUCUCCCAUUGUAAUGCAGACUAAUUCAUCAGAGACGCACACUCCUUCAGGAAAUGGCUUAUCCCUAACACUGCAACCAGAGCGACUCCCGAGGACACCCAACACGGAUGGUUCUUUCAACACAUUGGAACCAGAUGAUGUCCGUGUCUCCAUGACUGGCUCAUCGACAGGACCUAGCGGGAGACAUGCAUCGCGCAGAACCCGAGCAGGUUCUCACAGUCACUCGCAUACCCAUGGACACAGCCGCCCCCAUCCUCAACCCGAACCCGAGAACGAAUCCAUCGAUUCCGACUUGGAGAAUGGAGAGCCGAGCACAUCGUUCUCUGAAUUUCGUUACCUCUUUCGCUGGAUUCAAAAAAGUCUUCCGUUCAUAAUCAUUCUCUGUGCUAAACUUAUUAUUCAACAUGCAUUAGGGCUUGCUGUUGGAAUUGGCUUGUUUACAACUUUUGUAUAUGUAAACAAAAAUAUUCAGAGCCAAGUGUUUGUCCAGGAUCGACGUUCAAAGUUUCAGUGUGUUUGGCUCUUGCUGUUCCUGACAUCUUCCACACUCCUGGUCUACUACGCUUUCCUCAGCGAUGCACUUUACUACUGUCUCAUUUUUAUGAGCCCCAGUAUCGAGCCCUUGGGCUUCUGGGAAGUCUUAUGGGCUGUCGGGGUGACCAACUUUGUUGCAAAGUUCAUCUUCAUGGGAUUAAAGUGCCUUAUUCUCCUGCUCCCCACCUCCAUGGCUGCAUACAGGACUCAGGGGAAAUGGUUUAUGAUGACUGAGGAGGUUGGGCAGGUGUACCAGACAUUGGUGCCCCUGCCAGCCUGGUUUCGUUACCUGGUGACCUACCAGGAAGAAGAUGGUCGCACCGGCCUGACCCUGGGUAUCCUGCUUGCUUUGGUCUACCUCAUACUGAAGCUUUUGGGACUUUAUGGACAAUGGGGUUCUCUUCAGAAAACAAUUACUAUCUUUCUCAGCAAUGAGAAUAGUGGCGCCGCCGCCACCAAGAGUCAGUGUGCUGACGCAGGGGAUGUGUGCCCCAUAUGUCGGGCAGAGUAUAGAGAGCCACGAGUCCUCCUGUGUCAGCAUAUCUUCUGCGAGGAGUGCAUUGCUUUGUGGUUGAACCAGGACAGGACGUGCCCUCUCUGCAGAACGGUCAUCACGGACAAAGUGCACAAGUGGAAAACUGGUGCCACCUCUGCUUACUUACAAAUAUACUGAUUGUGAAAGGAAUGAAGGAUGGAGUUGUAAAGGAGAUGUUAAACAUGAGAAAAGCCACCUCAUUGUGUAAACCACUUGACUAGUGUGGUUGGGCACUAGGCACAGUGUCAUGAAUGUGCUGUCUGGCAGCAAUACUCCUCCUCAGUGCACAAAGGGUAACCAUCCCCGCCCUCAGUGUUGCUCAAGGGCUGGUUGGGGUCAGUCAGUCUUAGUGCAAUUUGCACUCCAAUGUGAUAUCAUAACCUCCCCAUUUAUCUUAUUAUUACAAAUCCUUUUCUGACCCCCCCCCCCCCCCCCCCCCC